CCAAUCUUGAGCAUCGUCGACCAUCGACGUACUAAUAAUUCCCCCUCUCCAUUUCUUCGUCGUCUUCUUCCUCGCCCCCCUCCUCUUCGUUCCUAGGGUUUCUUCUCGCCCUUCCUCGUCCCGGAUCUCUCCCUUUCCUCUCGAUCCCCCUUCGAGAUCCGAACGAUCGGCGCUCGGAUCGCUCCGAUCUGCGGCGAGGAUGUACGGAUUCGAAGCCAUGACGUUCAACAUCAACGAUGGGUACCUCGAGGCGAUUGUGCGGGGUCACCGCGCCGGUCUCCUCACCGCCGCCGACUACAACAACCUGUGCCAAUGCGAAACCCUAGACGACAUUAAGAUGCACCUCUCCGCCACCGAAUACGGGCCUUACCUUCAAAAUGAGCCUUCUCCUCUGCAUACAACCACAAUCGUGGAGAAAUGCACUCUUAAACUGGUUGAUGAAUACAAGCAUAUGUUGUGCCAGGCCACUGAGCCAUUAUCGACUUUCCUGGAAUACAUAACGUAUGGUCACAUGAUUGAUAAUGUUGUCCUUAUUGUCACUGGAACAUUACAUGAGAGAGAUGUUCAUGAGCUGUUGGAGAAAUGCCAUCCGUUGGGUAUGUUUGACAGUAUUGCAUCCCUUGCAGUUGCACAGAACAUGCGUGAGCUUUACAGAUUAGUUCUUGUCGAUACGCCAUUAGCCCCAUAUUUCUCUGAAUGCAUCACAUCGGAGGACCUAGACGAUAUGAAUAUUGAGAUUAUGAGGAACACACUCUACAAAGCAUACCUGGAAGAUUUUUAUAAAUUUUGCCAGAAACUAGGUGGUGCUACUGCCGAGAUCAUGUGUGACCUUCUUGCAUUUGAAGCUGAUAGAAGAGCUGUGAAUAUUACCAUAAAUAGUAUUGGCACUGAGUUGACUAGAGAUGAUCGCCGCAAGCUUUAUUCGAGCUUUGGUUUGUUGUAUCCUUAUGGUCAUGAGGAACUUGCUGUCUGUGAGGACAUUGACCAGGUCCGGGGUGUAAUGGAGAAAUACCCUCCAUAUCAGUCAAUUUUUGUGAAGUUAGCUUAUGGAGAAAGCCAGAUGCUGGACAAGGCCUUCUACGAAGAGGAAGUGAAAAGGCUUUGCCUCGCUUUCGAACAGCAGUUUCACUAUGCGGUCUUCUUUGCAUACAUAAGGCUAAGGGAGCAGGAAAUAAGGAAUCUCAUGUGGAUAUCCGAGUGUGUAGCACAGAAUCAGAAGUCCCGAGUCCACGACAGUGUGGUUUUCAUCUUUUGAGUGCUACGAAGUAAUGUAAAAAAGUUUAUUUUGAAGGACCUUUGUGAACGUCUAUCUAUUUUCCACCGGUGAAUGUGGAGUCGCCUGGGUCAUAUACCAUUCGUUAUUUGCACCACCGACAAUAACAUGUAAUCUUCUUGCGCAAACAACUACUGGGAAAAAAUUGCUGUACUUUAAAUAAACUUUGUACGGUAAUACCAUAUUCCCUCCAGGUAUUGAGGCAUGUUCUGUAUUGAUCGAACUUCAAAAAACUAUCGUGUAUGUUUUGUUUUGAUCAGUCGUGAAUAAGCAGCAAGCCAUGGUAUGGCGGUGUUCUGAUUU
This is a messenger RNA of Ananas comosus (pineapple), 1576 nucleotides long. Its product is annotated as probable V-type proton ATPase subunit d. The transcript is spliced from 10 exons. NCBI's taxonomy places the organism in Eukaryota, Viridiplantae, Streptophyta, Magnoliopsida, Poales, Bromeliaceae. Gene Ontology annotation, molecular function: proton-transporting ATPase activity, rotational mechanism. The record is from RefSeq and is a predicted model, not a curated record. Bases 200 to 1255 code for a protein of 351 amino acids. Gene Ontology annotation, biological process: vacuolar acidification; proton transmembrane transport; vacuolar transport. Gene Ontology annotation, cellular component: proton-transporting V-type ATPase, V0 domain; vacuolar proton-transporting V-type ATPase complex.